Molecule: messenger RNA, 1626 nt
Organism: Trichobilharzia regenti
Lineage: Eukaryota; Metazoa; Platyhelminthes; Trematoda; Strigeidida; Schistosomatidae
Source: the annotation of a GenBank genome assembly
GGAUGGAGAAUAUGGAGCGAAAAUAUCAAACACAACAUGGAGUGGAAUGAUUGGUGAAUUACUGGCCAAGAGAACUGAUAUUAUAGCAGCUCCACUAACUGUCAACGAUGAACGAUCAGGAUACGUGUAUUAUGUCGGCCCGUUUAUGGAAGAUACAAUGGGUAUUCUGAUUAAAGUUCCUGAUCAAAACGAAGAACUGUUUCAAAUGUUCCUGCCUUUUCGUUAUGAUAUCUGGCUGUGCUUGAUUGCUUCAGUAUUCAUUGCAGCCUUGGCAAUUACGCUAUUCAGCAUUAUCAGUCCGUUUAGUGCCUGGAAUUUAGCCUUACCUGGAGCAACAUCGGAUGAAGUUUCAAUCUACCACAGUAUCUGGUUUACAGUCGGUGGUAUGCUUAUGCAAGGACAAGAACUACGAGCCAUCGCUGGCUCUGCAAGGACAGUCACACUUCUCUACUGGCUUCUAGUUCUGGUAAUUCAAGCCACAUGGCAGGCUGAUUUGACAGCAUUUUUAACCAAAAAUGUUGUACAAAUUCCUGUUUCGUCUUUGGAUGAUCUUGCGAAUUCAGGAUAUACAGUGGCUGCCAGAGAAAACAGUGGAUUGAAGAAAAUAUUCGAGCGUGGAAUCGGAAAUCCAGUUUACACAAAGAUAUAUGAAAAAAUCACCAAGAAUGGUGUUGAUAUUACGUCACUGAAUCAAAGUGUGGAGUUUGUACGCAAUAGUACAUCGAAUGUGUUCUUGGGUAACAGGAUAUCAUUACUGCAUUAUCCAUAUGAUGAAACGGAUACCUUGGAUGUUAUUGAAGUGAAAGACAUUGUCAUACCACUUUCAUUUGCUGUUAGAUUAGACGAAGAGUAUGCCAGCUUAAUGUUGAACUUCAUGUCGACACUAAGAGAAAGAGGAGUAAUCGAUCACUUACUUGAAAAAUGAGAUGUAGAAAAGUCGAAAAUCGUUGCUAACACAGCCUCGUACAAUGCAGUAACACUUCGUAAUGUAUCUGGUGCAUUUAUAGUCUUGUCUGUAUUUAUUGUGGUCAGUUUAUUCGUCCUGCUUAUUGAAAAGUUAUGGUAUAAACAUGCGUUGAAGAAAGCCAGUCUCAGUCCAAAGUGUAAAGAAAAAGAAGAAGAAGGUCAUCCUGGUAUAUGGCGACGUUUUACUCAUCCUUCAGCUGACCUACCAAAGCCGAAAUUAGAUCUAUCACGGAAUCCUACACUAAAACAGUUAAGAUAUGCAGGUCAUAGAAGAGCGUCAGCAGCUUACGAUGCUACCGUAAUCACUGUCGACCACCAUCAUACGGAAUCAGCAGAUGUUGAUUAGAGGUGUCAGGCUGAACAACGUGUUUAUAUGAUAUGACAUGAAAGAAGAAGGCUGACUAACAACCACCAUGUGCUGUCAUAGUGAAAGAACAGUGAUGAAUAACCAACCAGUCAAGAGUCGAUGGAGUAAAUUUAGUUUAAAUUCGUAUUGAAAUACCAUAGAACUGACUGUACUGCUUCUUUUCUUUUUUUUCUUUUUCUAUUUAAUGUAAAAGAUGAAAGUGGAUAAUUUACACAAGUGCUAGUCAACCUCAUAUUUUAUCAUUGGUUGCAUUUAUUGUUUAUUUAGUAGUUACAGGAUUAGGCUAUUUCUAC